UAACCAAUUGCUUCUACCCUACUCGAACUCUGCCGACUUUGUUCUUCGACGAAUUUGAUACGAAUUUUAUUCAUAUCGCCUCCAAAUAAAACAAUCCUCGCAUAUCCCCCCCAAUCCGAGAUUCCGGUGCAAUUUGACGUAGAUGUCGCAAUAGAAUACCAGGCAUCUUUUAAUUCUCAACCAUGAACGAAGGAACGUAUAAUAAUGUUAUUCGGAGCAACAGCCCGUUCUCUCCCAUGACACCGUCUACCGCAAACAGCUACAAGGCGAAUGUAAAUCGAACGAAGACGAGAAAAUGGGUCGAGGCAAAGGUCCAAAACUACGAUGGUGACGAUUGGGGCAACGAGUAUGAGGAAGAAUACGAGGAUCGUGAACCAGAACCUGCACCUCCCACACAGCCAAUGUCGAGGAUUGCCGCUUUACGACAACAAGCAGCGAAUGCCCCCCAACAAAGGGCCUUUUCUCAGCCGACACCCACUGUCGAUUCCACCAAACCUGGACCGUUAGAGGUGAGAAAUGCCAGUGGUCCGCCAGCCCUACAUAUACAGACCGGAGUCGAUCCGAGGUCUCACCUAGCCGGAGCUACUUUGUCUGCGCAGAGCCAAGCCCGCUUUCCACCGCGCGAGAGUAGUAUAAGUCAACAAGAAACUCCGGGUUCAAGAGAUAUUGGUGCGUCUGGGUCAGGUACGGAAUCGGGUAGACCUAGUGUCGAGAGUGGUUAUGGUCGAACUGAUGCCAAUUCUCCAUCAGUAAGCGCGAUCCGCUCUUCGAUAGAACAGCGUCAGAGGUCCAGCUUCGAAAGCCAUAAUAGUUCCGAUAACUCUCGUGGCCUGAAACAAACAUUAGCUCCCGUCGAAGAACAGAAGAAUGGGCCUCGAGCCCUUGCCGACGAGACCGAGUUAGGUCAAAGCCUAGGAAAUCAACGACAUCUAUCCACCAGUCCUAAGCUGCCUGAUCUAGCACGUAUGUCGGGUUUUGGUGAUGAUUUCUUCUCUUCUUCCGGAGGUUCUAGUCCGACGGGGCGUCCUUCUCUUCCCCCAGUCUCGGAUAACCAGCGGACUAGUGUCGCGGGUGCCAAGCCUGGCCCAUCAUCUAGGCCGAAUAACAAUCAGCGUGACACUACAGGACUAUACGAAGAGAAACAUGCCCCUAGUGCAUUAGAAGGGCGAAGGCUCGAACCUAAUCCCAAAAUCAUUAUGCCACCAUCAGACGGUGAUCUAGAGCCGAAGAAAGAAGAUCCCGUAGGAACAUUUCAACAAUCUGCUCCGUCUAGACCUCAGCUUCCUGGGACUUGGGUAUCAGAAACUGUGAGUGCCGGUUCUGAACAUACAACGCCCGCAGAAAAGGCCGAGGGGCCCGUUUCUACGUCUUUGGGCAGCAUUGCAAAUCCUGCUGUGUCUCCAAUAAACAGCAGACACGCAGAGCCCGCUGAUCUUGAGCCAACCACUGCCGUUAAACAUUUGCCAUCAACACAAUCCGAUUCGGAAGCAGCAGCGAACAAUAAAACCGCGCAAGAAUCCGGGGAAGACAGCUUUAAUAGACCCACCGGGAAGCACGACGGUGCUAUAGCAUCCAAAGUCAUUUCUUCUGGACCGGGUUUUCAUCCGACCCAUCAAUUCCUUCCGCCUCUUAAGACAGAAAAUCCCCUUGCUGCAUCUAACGCCGCGCAGAAGGAGAAACAGGACGCACCCGCCAACGAGAUGGCACCGAGAUCUUCAGGUCAAAAUGAUUCACCGUCCCGAGCAACUUUUACUCCGCAUAGCGCGGCCACCACCGGAUCGGCUUUCGCUCCUACCGCACCAUUAAAUCCACGUCGGUCUUUUGCUGCCCCGGCGGAAAUCAUAACCCCGGCAAUACAAGAGCGAAAGUCUACGAUGAGCACCGUUGAUACAGCAUCUCCAGAAAAGGAGAGCGACAAGUUAAGGGAGGAAAUCUUCAAAUCUUUAAGCGCAAGCCCAGCUACGACCACACCUGAUGCGAGCAUUAUUCCGGGCCCAGGUACUGGAGGUUACGAUCCGGUUCCAGGCGCGCUAACUCGUGAGAGCACAUACCUAUCUGGUGUAUAUGAUGAAUACCUAUCACUGCCAGAAGAAAAGUCCCUUCAAGAAACAGGUCAGCUCCUGAAGCAAGGACCUAAAGCAGCUAACGAAACACCGUCUGGACCAAGCAUACAGAGGGAGACCUCUUUCCCACAGAUUGCUCCCUUGAGCCCACGUAGAAGCCCAGUUCAAGAGGCUAACCGCCGGCCAAGACGAUUCUCGUGGGAGAAUAGCGCAGACAAAAGCAUACAGGAACCCGCCAAAGCAGACUCGGCCACCCAGGGUGAAAAUAGGCCGACCCUAGAGUCAGAGCUAGGUGCAGUCAGCACUCCAAGCGCCUUGCAAGUACGACCCGAGGGUCCUAGCCCAGUAUCCCAUCAAGUUUCUCAGAUCAGUAGUCAAAGCCCUGGUGACUUAUCGUCUAUUCUACCUGAACCACUCUCCCCUAUCUCGUUGCCCCCGGAAGCGAUCACGGAUACCCAGGCUUCAAUUCCUGAUAUUUCCCGCCUAUCGUUCGCAGAUGAAAAGGAGAAAGUACUUAUCCAAGAAUCAAUUCAUGCGCCGUCUGUCGAACAUCAUCCCGCUCUAUCUGAUCCAAUAGAGCUGGCCCGUACUCCGUCCCCCACUAUCACAUCAGCCCCAACAGCCCAAUCAGCGUCAAAUGCGAAGGUUAUGGCCUUUAGAGAUAUUCUCAACCUUGUGUCGAUCGAACAGAGAAUCGGGAAGUUCGAAGAGACGCAGAAUCAAUUUUACUCGAUGGAAUCGGGUCUGUCGAAUUGGCUUUCGUAUAUGCAAAGCCAGCCAGAGCUCGGAGCUGGUAUAGUACCACUAGGGGGCCAGCCCAUGGCUCAAGGUCAAACGUCUCCGUCUGGUACCCAGCCGCCAACUCAACAACCUUACUACCAGCAAUACCUGAAUGCUAGUAACCCGAGUGCACCACCGACGCAAAUUGGCAGGAUGCCAAGUGGCAGUCUACAGCAUAAGUUUACAGGACAACCUAUGAGUAGUUUUGGUCCUUCCGGCAAGGAGGUCGGGGCAAAGAGUAAGGAGCUUCUACAAGCAGCGGGGGCAUUCGGAAACAAGGGUGUGAAGUCUGGUAUGAAGCUAUUCAACAAAGGAAAGAAUAAGCUUCGUGGGACAGGCGAUAAGGUGUUCUUUUAACGCUACGAUUCUCUUCUCUUGCUCUUUUACUCGAUUGGGGAGGCGGCAUGGGACGGCGGCAGUGCAUUGCUUUUGGGACAACAUAUUUCGAAUGGAUUUCUUUUAAUAUGAAAUUGGUGAGGCUGAUGGACGGGAGAACACUAUCCUGUCACCUCGCAGGCAGAUUCGUGUCGUUUUCGGCACCUCACAAGUCUCGCGAACUGCCUGCCUGUACUUCUCAUAUGUAUUGUACUGGUUCAUCUCGCGGGUAUGCAUGUUUGCAGAUCGGAUUGAACAAAAGGGAGUAAGUAGGUCGGGGGGAUAGGAUGUACGAUUUAUUGAGAAGGUGUAUUUGAUGGGUCAUGGAUGGAAAUAAUUCGAUCUAUCUAAAUACAGCAGUUGUGAAA
Annulohypoxylon maeteangense is the source of this 3586-nucleotide messenger RNA. RefSeq lists its product as uncharacterized. The record is from RefSeq and is a predicted model, not a curated record. The transcript is spliced from 2 exons. Bases 183 to 3200 code for a protein of 1005 amino acids. Lineage: Eukaryota; Fungi; Ascomycota; Sordariomycetes; Xylariales; Hypoxylaceae.